Messenger RNA from Entamoeba invadens IP1, 1461 nucleotides. RefSeq names its product pumilio domain containing protein C6G9.14, putative. NCBI's taxonomy places the organism in Eukaryota, Evosea, Mastigamoebida, Endamoebidae. Gene Ontology annotation, molecular function: mRNA 3'-UTR binding. The coding region runs from base 1 to 1461 and encodes 486 amino acids. The transcript has a single exon. The record is from RefSeq and is a predicted model, not a curated record. Gene Ontology annotation, biological process: post-transcriptional regulation of gene expression. Gene Ontology annotation, cellular component: cytoplasm.
AUGGAGCAGUCGACUCAAUCGUUACUGUCAAGACUCUUGGACGACGAAGAUGAUUUUGGAAAGGAUGGGUUGGACUCUUCGCUGUAUCUUCCAAACCAAACGGAUGACGAAAGCCAUCCUGCGCAAUUUACGUUCACGAACCCUGAGAACGACCCCUCGGAGCUUUCAAGAGCAUUUUCAGUCCCAAUGCAGUCGAACUUUAUAUCCCCGUUCAUGACUCCGGAGUCGGCGAACAACUCUUUUCUCUCACAAUUCUUGGGCGACCAUUAUGAGUCGCCCAAUUUCAAGACGUCUGCUAAGGCGUUCAAGCCGGGGAAAAACUCAUUUUCACAGAAAGCAUUGCCAACAUCCAUUCCUAGUCUCGAAGAGUCUGUUGGGAAUUUGAGAGCAUCGCCACGAGUACAAACACUCAUCUCAACACCACCGGCAUAUAAGAAGCCGUCACACAACAUGAAGUUCUCGAAAAGUUUAAAACAGCCUUCUUUCUUUUCAACCAAAACACACACAGUGACUGAUCUGUGUAAGGACCAGCAGGGCAGUCGGAGAAUACAACAAUUUCUGGACACUGCGAGCAAAGCGGAAGUCGAAGAGAUCUUCAAUUUCAUAUCAAAUGAUAUCUACGAGCUCAUGCUGGACUUAUUUGGGAAUUAUGUCAUCCAAAAGUUGUUUGAAUUUGGGACGAAAGAGAUCCGCGAUGUGUUUAUGGAUGUCGUUAAAAGUCGAGUUGUCAUGCUUUCGACGCACACAUACGGAUGUCGAGUGAUUCAAAAGGCAGUUGAGUUCAUCGACGCAAAACAGAUGGGGAUAUUAGCGGACGAGAUCAAAGGGCACAUCGUCGCCUUUGUGGAGGAUCAAAAUGGGAAUCAUGUGAUACAGCGGUUCAUCGAGUUCAUGCCAAGUAUAUACUCCUCGAUGAUAUCGGAAGAGAUAACUGGACAUGUUGUUUCAUUUGGUAAGCAUGCGUAUGGAUGUCGUGUAGUGCAGAAACUCGUCGAGAGAAGGGAAGACGUCAUCCACCGGACUCUUAAUAAAGAACUUGAGAAUAACAUAUGGGACUUAGCUAUGAACCAAUAUGGUAAUUAUGUUAUCCAACAUUUAUUAGAAAAGGGCACCCGAGUUCAGCAGAACAUGGUGAUCAAUGAAAUGAAGGGGAAGUUCUGCGAAUUUUCGACGAAGAAGUAUUCGAGUAAUGUCGUUGAGAAGUGUAUGCAUUGCUGCACACCGACGCAACGUGACGGGUUUGUGAAUGAAAUUUGUGGGAAAAAGGACAACGAGAUGCUUCUGAAGCUUAUGAAAGACCCAUACGCGAACUACGUGAUACAAACACUCGUCGAAGUGAUGGAUGAAGAGCAAAGGAAGUGCUUUAUAGAGAAGAGAGUCUUUCCGAAUAUCAAUCAGUUAAAGAAGGUCUCAUACUCCAAGCACUUGUUACAAAGGCUUAACAUCGAAGUCGAUAAUUAG